AUUUGUGCUGUUUGUUAGAACUUGGUGGAGGCAUCUUCAUGUACAUACAGUUGUACUGAGAAUAUUCAGCAAGCCAAACAAACUGCCAGACCAUCAUCAGCAUGGAUACAAUGGAAAUUGAUGAUGACGCAUACAUAGACAGGAACCUCGUCAAACAAGCUUCAGUCCGUUAUGAUGCUUUGGCUGUUGAGAAAAAGCAGCUACAGAUCUCUGUCGGUAACCUGACUAAAGAAAAAGACCAACUGAAGCAAAGGUACAGUUCUGCGACGACUGAAAGAGAUGAGUUGAAGGCCAACUUUAACAGUGUGAAACACAAAAUGGACCAAUUGCAGGAAAGCUAUAAUGACACGCAUAGGAGUCUUGAGAACUUACAAACUGAUCACAAGAAUCUGAAAGCAACUAAAGACCAGCUAGAAAGCAAAAACAAUAACCUGGAAAGAGAAAAGAAUGCAUUACGAACUCUUUAUACUGCACUUGAAGCAAAAAGAGAUCAAUUAGUCAGCAAUUAUUCUUUACUGAAGAGGGACAAGGACCAGUUGCAGAACAGCCACAACACUUUAAAACAGGAGAGAAACCAAUUGCAGGAAAGCUAUAACGACAAGCGCACGAGUCUUGAGAAACUACAAACUGAUCACAAGAAUCUGAGAGCAACUAAAGACCAGCUACAGAGCAGAAACAAUAACCUGGAAAGAGAAAAGAAUGCAUUACGAACUCUUUAUACUGCACUUGUAGCAAAAAGAGAUCAGUUAGCCAGCAAUUAUUCUUUACUGAAGAGGGACAAGGACCAGUUGCAGAACAGCUACAAUACGCUGAGCUUACGCAAAAAUUACACAGAGCGCAGUUACAAUUCACUGUGGAAAGAUAACAGCCAACUCCAAACCAGGUAUAAUACUCUGAGAGUCGAAAAGGACCAGUUACAAGGAAACUACAGCGGUUUGACUGCAGAUAGAGAUCGGCUACGAAAGAACGUCGACAAGAUGACCGCCAAAGUGAAAGACAUGCGCUGUCAGGAACACUGGAAGAAGUUUGAUACAAGCUGUUAUUUCGUUUCAACCACGAAGAAAAACUGGACAGAAAGCAGACAAGCCUGUAUCACUGAGGGAGCAGAUCUGGUCGUCAUCAACAGUCAGAGUUGUUGGAAAACCAAACUGAGUGCUGCUAAAAAAGAAAACUGUUUCUCUGCUUUGUGGCACAUUAGGUACUGGCAGCCUGGGCAGCCCAACAGCUACAAUGGGAACCAGGACUGUGGAGAAGUUGUGCAGGAAUCAACUGCAAACGUGGGACAAUGGAACGAUGAUGGCUGCUUUGCUGAGCAGAUCUGGAUCUGUGAGAAAUAAGAUCACUAAAGGCGUGCUGGACUGUUCAGGGAUGAGCAACAUUGCUAAUUGUAAACAAUGUAAACAAUGAAUUGAUCCCAUAACAAGCAUUGUCUUGACGUCUCUGUGCCCCAGAGCUCAGUUUGUUCUAAGAAUCAUUCAAAACAUAUUUGUGUUGUUGCACUGGUUGACAUUUUCCUUCAUUACAACAACAAAGACACUGUAGUUUAUUCUGACUCAGUCCCACAUAUAUUAUCCUGCAGCAACACAGUGCGGCCUGUUCACCACAACACCGGCUGUGUAUUAAUGCACAGCUGGAAUAAAUAAUGAUUUACUCCUCUUUGACUAACAUUUGCUAACACUGUUUUAGAUAAUCAUUUAGCCUUUGUUAUUUUUUCCCAAUAAUAGUUUGAAUUCUUGAUGUGAUUUUAAAGACUAACAUAGUUCAUAGGAACCAGUGGGCUCAGAGCUGAGGGCC
Messenger RNA from Stegastes partitus (bicolor damselfish), 1794 nucleotides. RefSeq names its product protein Daple-like. Lineage: Eukaryota; Metazoa; Chordata; Actinopteri; Pomacentridae. Gene Ontology annotation, molecular function: transmembrane signaling receptor activity. The record is from RefSeq and is a predicted model, not a curated record. The coding region runs from base 102 to 1337 and encodes 411 amino acids. Gene Ontology annotation, cellular component: plasma membrane. The transcript has 6 exons.